Molecule: messenger RNA, 2340 nt
Organism: Branchiostoma floridae (Florida lancelet)
Lineage: Eukaryota; Metazoa; Chordata; Leptocardii; Amphioxiformes; Branchiostomatidae
Exons: 9
Coding region: 68-2080 (670 amino acids)
Source: RefSeq, a predicted model, not a curated record
CGUAAAACCGGUUUCUAUCCACCUGACGACCAGUGAAUCUUCGCGCAGUGUCUCCGUCUCAAACAAAAUGGCGUCAUCUUUACUUGUUUUUCUGUUCUUGGGGUUUAUGUUCGAAGUGAAGUGUUUCCCGGCUGCUGUCGACGAGUCCAUCUCCUCAAGAAAGGAAAACAGACUGCUGGCCGUGCUAGGGAGAAGAUUCCACUUCGACAAUGCAGAAGUGGAAGCAACAAAAGAGCUGAUAGAAGACGAGGAGAACAACAUUGACCCUGAACAAGACGAAAUAACUUUCCGACUCCAGGUUGAAGAAAUCGUGAGGAAACUAAGAACGAUGAGCGACGAGGAAAUGGAAAGAAUAAGAAUGGUUUUUGUUCGUAAUAUGGGACCGGACAGAGCAGAAAAGGUCUUCGGAGCUGCGGAAGAAAUAUACGCGAGCGAAAAAGAAGCAAAUGAAGAGUUGCAAAAAUCAUUUCAACUAAACGAAGGAGAAGAGGAGGCUUUUGAGGAACUCGUUGAGGAUACCAAAGAUGGAAGGGAUCCAGAAACGGAAGAUCUGGAGUUCAAGUCCAGACUUUACGAGCUGGCAGACAAAUAUGGCCAACUGUCCCCGGAGCAGGAAGAGAGAUUUAGAGACCUGGUGGAGGAAGGAUUCGGUCCGGAAGAGGCAGCCACGUUAUUCCAAGAACUCAGGGAGAUCCACGAAGAAAUGGAGACAUUAGAAGCCAACUCCAACGGAGAUGAUGGUAUCAGCUUAGCCGCGGAGAAAGUCGACAAAGUAGCUGACGAUCAGGAAAACAUGAUGUUUUGGGGUGAGUUACAUGUGGACGUGCCUGAUGAGGGAAGUCAAGGCAAUGACAUAGACAACGGCGUGGAAGAUGUCGAAGAUUUUGGAAACUCUCAUUCACUACAGACUACAGGUGCAAAUCCCUUUAAUGCACCGACUGCAGGUGCAGACCCUGUUCCAGAACAGACUGCAGGACCUGGUGCAACCCUUGUUCAAGAACAGUAUGCAGGCGCAAACCCUGUUCAAGAACAGUCUGAAGAUGCAAACCCUAAUCAAGAACAGCCUGUAGGUGCAAACCCUGUUCAAGAACAGCCUGCAGGUGCAAACCUUGUUCAAGAACAGCCUGCAGGUGCAAACUCUACUCAAUUACAAACUGUAGAUCCAAAUGCAAAUCCUACGGAAGCACUGACGGAGACAGGCACAUCGAUAGAGAGCAAUGAUAAUGGAAAUAUCACUGAUAUUGACAGUAAGACGAUAGAAACUGAAAGAAAUGCCACACUAAAUACCAUGACGAAUACUCCAACAGUAUCAACUACAGUGAUCCGUGUAAUCACCACCUCCCCAGCAGGACAAAACGUCAAUAGCUCAGUAGCGUCUGUCAAUAACGUAGCAAACACCACUUCUACGGCACAAACUAACCUCACUAUCUCGGAAAAUUCAUCCAUUGAUGGAUCUCAAAGAAAGUGGGAAAAUAUUUCAGAUGCACCAACCGCAGUUUUUAAUUCAAGCAACGUCGCUACAACGAGGAUUGACGAGACGAAUGUGCUGAACAACAUCACAACUUUGCCAAGCAGAGGCGACAAUUCUGUAGCGAAUGACCAGGAGUCUUUGAGUAUCGCCGACAAUGUGACUGCCAUAGAAACUGAAGUCUAUUCAAAAGUCAACGCAUCUGGACAGGAUAAAGAGAUCGCUACCCCAGGAACGUUCCCUGGUAAUGUAACAAAGGCUGUAGAGCUCGUCUCUGCCGUUCCUACACCAAUCUUCAACAACAGUAGCUCGGCAGACUCGCCAUCUAAGGACAUGGGAGACAACGAAAACGAUACCAGUGGAAUUCAAACAACUACAGCAGAUGAUGGCGCCAAUGAAGACAGUGUUUUAGCAGAAAGUGUUACAAUGGGUAUUGAGGAUCAGGCAGAUGAUGAAGGAAACGAUAUCUAUGAUUGGUUUGAGUGGCUUACUUCUGGCUUCCGUGAUGAUGAUGACUGGGAUAUAUGGCCGUGGGGCGAUGGGGACUGGACUACCAUACCCAUGACGACUGAAGCGCCCUUUGAGCCCACUCUACCCGAGCUCUCUCUUUGACCUGAAUUCUUACAGAUCGCUCAACGAAUUUUUUUUUAGAAAAAACGAUUCAUUUUAGGCUUUGUAUGUUUUGUUGCAUGCCUUUCAGUCACAACUUUACAUUUUAUAUGAUAUACUCAGUAAGAAAUUGAGUGUUAGGGUGCGGUCACACGGGCGUAUAUAUUCAAGUCUGUAUGAAAUUCGUAGCUGGCCAAAGAGUAUUUUUUUUCUUUUUUAUUGAAGAAUACAUGGAAUGAUACAAAUAAAAGAACGAAGACGAA